AGUAUGCGUGUGUCGUGAGGUGAUGUGAAUGCAAAGAGGCUAUAUUGACGGUGGAGGAAAGUGAACGCUCAAUCAGCCUGUCCGUCAUCCACCUAACGUUGGCACUCCACCGCGCUCUCGACCUGGCUAGCGAAGGGAGAGGAAAGUGAACGCCGCGCCUAAGGAGAUGGAUUGGAACACCUGGCAGGCGUGGGUGAGGGCUGGGUACGGCCGCCUCGACCCGCUGUCCUGGGAGGCUGCCAACGUGACCCUGCUGGACCUGGUGCGACCCGAGGUGCAUCACAAGGUCCACCACCACUGGCACUCCUACCCGCCGCCCCACCCGCUCUGGCACCCCAUCCUUGGCACCCUCUACGCCAUCAUCGGCCUGUUGUCGCUGGCGGGGAAUGGUGUGGUGGUGUGGGUCUUCGCCUUCACCAAGAGUCUGCGUUCCGGCACCAACCUCCUCACCAUCAACCUGGCCUUCUCCGACCUCCUCAUGAUGCUCACCCAGUUCCCGAUCCUGGUGGCCAACUGCUUCAGCCAGUCCUGGACGCUGGGGCCGCUUGCCUGUGAGGUGUACGGCUUCUGCGGGGCGCUCUUCGGCACCGUGUCCAUCAUCUCCCUGGCCCUCAUCGCAUUCGACCGCUACAGGGCCAUCAUGUCCCCCUUCGGCAACAUGAAGCUCAGCAUGCGGCGUGCUGCCCUGUGGGUGCUGGGUGUGUGGGUGUACAGCGCCGCCUGGUGCUGCCUGCCCUUCCUCGGCUGGAACCAGUACGUCCUCGAAGGCUUCAUGACGAGCUGCUCCUUUGACUACCUGAGUGAUGACCUCUGGAGCAGGUCAUACGUGGUGCUGCUGUUCCUGGUGGCCUACGCGCUGCCCCUCGUGGUCAUCUGCUACUGCUACUUCUACAUCGUCACCUCCAUCAAGCGGCACGAUAAGGACAUCCUCGGCCAUCAGCGUGUGCAGGGAGAGACCGUCAAGUACCGCAACCUGCAGUCCCGCGAGGCCCAGCUCUCCCGCGUGGUCUUCAUCUCCGUGUUCUUCUGGGCCCUCGCCUGGACGCCCUACGCCGUGGUCUCCUUGCUUGGAGUGACUUCCUGGCACAGCGUCCUCACCCCGCUGGCCACCGCCCUGCCCGCACUCUUCGCCAAGCUCUCCACCGUCUACAACCCCUUCAUAUAUGCCAUCUCCCACCACAAGUACAGACAGGAGCUGGGCCGCCGCCUGCCCUGGCUGUGCUGCGUCCUGCCGUCCAUGCCGUACCAGCAGUCCACCUCCAUGCGCUCCUCCACACGGUCUGACGCGUCCUUCAUCCUCCACUUUCUGUCCAGGUCCUCCUCGGUGGUGUCCUCCAGAAAUGAGAAGGCCCAGGCUGACCUCCCGAGCCCCAAGACGCUCAUGAGUGACAUGGGGAUGAUGGCCGCGCCGAACGGGUUUUCUCGUCCAAUGGCCCUUUAAGCGGUUUAAGUCUGCAGAGGUUCCUACAACUUAGCUCCUUCGUCUCUGUUCCUUUUAACUCUCCUCUCCCUUUCGUAUAUGUUUAACUUAACCAAACCUAGAGUCUAACCUAACCUAACCUACCCUACCUAAGUCAGCCUAGCAUAUGUUUCCCUUUCCUUCCCUACGCCUCCCUUUUCGUCUAUGGCUAAACUAACCUCCCUUUUUUCAUUUAUAUUUCUAAUUAAUAGAAAUAAAAACUGACACGCGUGACUCGGAUUCAACAAUUGAGGAAAAGGACAUUUUCAUUAGGACAAUAUUCAACUUGGGUUACAAAAUUAUAGAGUGCUUUUGUUGCAAGCGCAUGAGACAAGAAAUAUAUACAACCAUAAACUUGAGUGAUGUAAAAUACUUGAUGUAAUUAAGUACGUUUAUCUGUCACGUGCAAAAAGAGAGAUAGCCUACAUGAAUAGCACACCAGUCAUCAACACGUUAACUAUUUUUCAGCAUUAUUUUUUAUAGAAACUUGCAACACAUUUCACCAUUUGGAGCCAGAUAUUCAGCAGACUGACGCAUUUACUUUCGAUCUCAUGCAAUGUAACAUACGUCAAGAUAUGUAAAAAAAAAAUCUUCAGACGCAAAAUACACCAUCUUUAUGAGAAAUAUACCAGUUAUUGAAAUAAAGACCAGAGUAAUACUGACGGUAAGGCCUCCCUACAGCACAGACCACUUAGUAAUUGGGUAAUGACUGACUGUUCCGGGGGUAUUGGGAUUGAUUUUUUUUUUUUUUUUAAUUAUCUAAAUUUCACAAGACACUAAGUUCAAAGGGAGCCUAAAAUAUAACGCAGAUUGAAGACAUUGACAUUUUUUCUGUAACACUCAGUUCAAAGGGGCCUAAAAUAUAACGCAGAUUGAAGACAUUGACAUUUUUUCUAUCACACUCAGUUCAAAGGGGCCUAAAAUAUAACGCAGAUUGAAAACAUUGACAUUUUUUCUGUAACACUCAGUUCAAAGGGGCCUGAAAUAUAACGCAGAUUGAAGACAUUGACAUUUUUUCUAUCACACUCAGUUCAAAGGAGCCUAAAAUAUAACGCAGAUUGAAGACAUUGACAUUUUUUCUAUCACACUCAGAUCAAAUGGGCCUGAAAUAUAACGCAGAUUGAAGACAUUGACAUUUUUUCUAUCACACUCAGAUCAAAUGGGCCUGAAAUAUAACGCAGAUUGAAGACAUUGACAUUUUUUCUGUAACACUCAGUUCAAAGGGGCCUAAAAUAUAACGCUGAUUGAAGACAUUGACAUUUUUUCUGUAACACUCAGUUCAAAGUGGCCUAAAAUAUAACGCUGAUUGAAGACAUUGACAUUUUUUCUGUAACACUCAGUUCAAAGGGAGCCUAAAAUAUAACGCAGAUUGAAGACAUUGACAUUUUUUCUGUAACACUCAGUUCAAAGUGGCCUAAAAUAUAACGCAGAUUGAAGACAUUGACAUUUUUUCUGUAACACUCAGUUCAAAGUGGCCUAAAAUAUAACGCAGAUUGAAGACAUUUGACAUUUUUUCUAUAACACUCAGUUCAAAGGGGCCUAAAAUAUAACGCAGAUUGAAGACAUUGACAUUUUUUCUAUAACACUCAGUUCAAAGGGGCCUAAAAUAUAACGCAGAUUGAAGACAUUGACAUUUUUUCUAUCCUUCAUAUAUACGUAUAAUGGGGCAUAUCAUCAAGUUUAUAUCCAUGUAGCCCACCCCAGCUGUCUUCAAU
This is a messenger RNA of Eriocheir sinensis (Chinese mitten crab), 3174 nucleotides long. Its product is annotated as rhodopsin-like. The transcript has 11 exons. Lineage: Eukaryota; Metazoa; Arthropoda; Malacostraca; Decapoda; Varunidae. Gene Ontology annotation, molecular function: G protein-coupled receptor activity. Gene Ontology annotation, cellular component: membrane. Gene Ontology annotation, biological process: G protein-coupled receptor signaling pathway; phototransduction; visual perception. The record is from RefSeq and is a predicted model, not a curated record. The coding region runs from base 167 to 1441 and encodes 424 amino acids.